Seminavis robusta is the source of this 927-nucleotide messenger RNA. The record is from the annotation of a GenBank genome assembly. Lineage: Eukaryota; Bacillariophyta; Bacillariophyceae; Naviculales; Naviculaceae.
AUGCGACCCAUUACGCUGUUCCAGGCGGUUGGAGCAUGGAUGGUGGGGCGGUUGCUAGUGAUUCAAGCCUCGUCACCCUCAUCCAUCAGCAUUGGCAAGGAACUCGCGGCCAUGGCAGCCGUCUAUCUGUCCUAUGGAGUCGGAAUGGUCGCCAAUGACAGUGCCGAUGCGGCACUCGACGCGGCUGCCAAAAAUGAUACCCCCAGCCAAUCACGGGGCGACAAUAAUCACAUAGUACCAAUCAGCAGUACCAGCAAGACGAAAAAGAGUCAACGAGCCAUUGCCAGUGGGCGAAUCACGGUAAAGCAGGGAUGGAUCUUUACUGGAAUCUUAUCCGUUCUAGCCAUGACGGUGGCGCAGUUCGGGGUACGAGCGGCAUCGCCCCAAUUCAGUCUCUGGUGUGCUUCCAAUCUCGUCUUUAUGCUGCUCUACGCCGCCGGACUACAGAACCUGUUUCUCAUUAAAAACCUUCUGGUGGGCUGGCUCUUUAUCUCGCCACUGUGGGGUGCCAAGACUUUGGCCACGACAACCAGCACUAUCCAGAAUCAUAAAAUGACGCUCUUGGCCGUCGCGGGGUUUGCCCUCGGCGUCGUUCGCGAAGUACUCAAGGAUAUUCAAGAUGUCGAAUUGGAUAAAGGGACCAAAUCGACGCUUCCCAUCGUCUUGGGCAUCCCGUUGACGCAACGCAUCAGCAUGCUGGCAUUGGGCGGCACUCUGGCUGUGCUGCAAACGCCGCUCUACCGUCGUUCCUUUUGUGCCAGUCCCCUCUUGUAUUCCGUGACCUGGGGGUCCGCUACCGUCAUGUGCCUGUGGGCGGCUCUUUCUGGUAACAAUGAGAUUGACAAGCAGCAAUCCAUGGUCAAAAAGAGCAUUUACGUACUGUUGCUGGGUCUGAUUGCCAACAUGAUGAUGAUGACGGGGAAGUAG